CUUCGUAUUUCCUUCUUAACCAAGGUAACAGCACUUGCUACUUCUCUCCGUAGUCUACUCGAAACCCUAAUGGCGGCGAUUGAAGACGACGAAGUCUCACUGAUACUCGAAGAACAGCGUGAAGAAAUCAUGGCGGCUAAAACCAUAGCCUGCGACCACGAUUUAGCUUUCAAUCUCCAAAUGCAAGAAGCCCUAGCGGUUUCUCGAGCAGCCUACACCUCCUCCGUCCCGGAUUCUCCCACCGGAGACGCCGCAACCGUCGAUUUCACCGGCGCGGAGGAAGAAUUUGACUUCACUUCUCUGAUUCUACAAGACAUUGCUCGAGCCGAUCAAGAGAGGAGAGAUCGUGAGUUUGGUGAACAGGAGAUGAAGAGACUCAAAGUUGAUCUCGACCGUCGGAUUCAUGAUCAGAAGUUUGCUAAAGAGCUUAUGAAUAUCCCUGAAGGAGAUUGGAGCAAACACGGUGACAAUUACCAAAAGCCGUACUCUCUCGGUGCUGGGUCUUCUUCAUCCUCUGCUAUUGGGAAUGAGAGCUUUAGGGUUUAUUGUAAAGGUUUGGUGAGUGAAGAGAUGAUUGGAGAUACGAGAGCUAUGGUUGGUGGUGCUGGUGUUGCGAUUUGUGAUUCGACUGAUAAUUUGAUUUGGGAAGUGAAGAAGGUUUUGGGAGCUGAAGAGUCUAAAAGCCCUGAAAUUGCGGAAUUGGAGGCGCUUCUUCAUGGGUUAGAUGAAGCUUUGACCUUUGAUUUGGGAAGAGUUACGUUUUUCAUUGAUCAUUUCAAGGUCUUCCAAUACGUGACAGGUAGGGUGGAACCAAGGCAAAGCGCAGUUGCGACACUUGUGAACCAAGUGGCUGUACUCCAAAAGAAAUUCUCAUAUUGCCAACCAUCACUUUUGACAAGAAAUGAUGUUAAGUUUGUCUUCAAGCUCGCAAGAGGUGCUAUUGUGUCUCAAAUUAAGUGGCCUGAGGAAACUAGUAAAGGCAAGACCUUCAAGGAAACUUGUGUGAUUUGUUACGAAGGCAUCACUGUUGACAAGAUGUUUUCGGUAGAUGGUUGUUUCCACCGUUUCUGCUUUUCCUGCAUGAAACAGCAUGUGGAAGUGAAGCUACUAGGAGGACAAACUGCUAGUUGUCCGAGCGAAGGGUGCAAAUCAGAAGUAAAGAUCGAGUGCUGUGCAAAAUUUUUGGAUCCUAAGCUGGUUAAUGUGAUGAUCCAACGCAAGAAAGAAGGCUCAAUUGGUGUUACAGAUAAAGUUUACUGUCCAUAUCCAAAAUGUUCGGAGCUGAUGGUCAAAGCCGAAGUCUUGGAAUAUACCAAACAGUUUUUCGUUGGUGCUGAGCAAUCUGGAGCAAGAAAAUGCAUGAAAUGUGGGCAUUUUUUCUGCACCCAGUGCAAGGUACCGUGGCACUAUAACGUCACCUGCAAUGACUUCAGUAAAACAAAGGGCUAUCAGAAUGCUGGUGAUGGAAUGCUGAAGUCUCUGGCACAGAGCAAGCGGUGGAGACAAUGCAUUAAGUGUAACAACAUGGUUGAGCUUGUGUGGGGAUGCUACCAUAUAACCUGCAGAUGCGGAUAUGAGUUUUGUUACACAUGUGGAGCUGAAUGGAAGAAGAAGAAAGCAACAUGUUCGUGCCCGAUCUGGGAUGAGCGUAACAUAAUCCGUGAAAGGAAUGCGAUCCCCCCUAGGAGGUGACUGGUUCUUUUGUUGCGUGAAAAAAUUAGGUAGCUUAAUCUGAUUUUGGAAUCAAAAGACCAGUAGUGGUUAGCUUGGGUUUUAGUGGUUUUUCGAGCUGAUCCAGACUUCUUCGGUGUUUUAGUUUCGAUCUUCUAUUUCGGUUUGUUGAUGCUAGUAAAAGAAAUGACAUUUUUAACUUGAAUGUUCAAGAUCGGAGGUUAAAUUGAAACUUGUCAUCUCCGGAUGAAACUGAAA
Messenger RNA from Arabidopsis lyrata subsp. lyrata, 1929 nucleotides. RefSeq names its product probable E3 ubiquitin-protein ligase rbrA. The record is from RefSeq and is a predicted model, not a curated record. Gene Ontology annotation, biological process: positive regulation of proteasomal ubiquitin-dependent protein catabolic process; ubiquitin-dependent protein catabolic process; protein polyubiquitination. NCBI's taxonomy places the organism in Eukaryota, Viridiplantae, Streptophyta, Magnoliopsida, Brassicales, Brassicaceae. Bases 70 to 1692 code for a protein of 540 amino acids. Gene Ontology annotation, cellular component: ubiquitin ligase complex; cytoplasm. The transcript is spliced from 4 exons. Gene Ontology annotation, molecular function: ubiquitin conjugating enzyme binding; ubiquitin protein ligase activity; RNA-DNA hybrid ribonuclease activity.